Drosophila hydei is the source of this 1837-nucleotide messenger RNA. RefSeq lists its product as uncharacterized. The coding region runs from base 336 to 1367 and encodes 343 amino acids. The transcript is spliced from 3 exons. The record is from RefSeq and is a predicted model, not a curated record. Lineage: Eukaryota; Metazoa; Arthropoda; Insecta; Diptera; Drosophilidae.
AAAAUAUCAUAAUUAUUUAAAAUUCAAGUAAAUGGUUUGAUCGCAGUAUUAUGAAAUGUUUGUUUAUAUUUACACAUUUACAGUAUGUUUACAUCAAUUGUGAGCAGCAUAUUAUUCUUAGCAAGAGCAACAUUGCGCGAUUACCAUAAUCCUUAUCGAUAGUCUGCAUAUAGCAGCCUUGUUCACCGCCGUAUGAAAUGCACUAAAAAAUACAUAACGCGUAAAAAUUGUUUGCAUUUGGUGGCGUCGAUUUUAAUUUUUCGUGUUUGCAGUGCAUUUUACUGUAGGAAAAAACCAUUUUCAUUGACAAAUUGUGCAAUUCGCUGGUUGGCAAAAUGGAUAGACGCAAAAAGCGAACAUCUUCGGAGCAGUACCAAAUGUACAUUGAGCUCAUGGAGAGCGACCCAAUUUUUGCCAGCGGACGCGUGCCGCGCGAUUAUGAUCUAAAUUAUUUGACCAGAAAAUGGAAAGAGCUAUCCGACAGGCUCAACAAAUGUGGAUCGGGACCGACACUAACAGCCGAGGAAUGGCGCAAGCGCCUAAACGACUGGAAGAACACGACACGAUGCAAGUACAGACGCAGCCUUAUGUCCAGCGAGAAGGAUAUAUCGAUGUCGUCUCUAGAGACGCGUGCCCUCAAUCUAUUUGGCAAGGUGCCGGGCACUGGAGAAACGUUAAUGAAUUUGAAAUCGGAAAAGGAUGAUCAGGAGGAUGAUAUGGAGGAGUUGGGACAACGCACAUCGGCAUCGUUCCAAAAGGAGCUGCAAGCCGCCGUCGAAGAGGCCAUCAAUGACGAUGACGAGGAUGAAAUGGUCGAGGAGCACGUCGAUCAGGAGGAUCUCACCGAUGAGAAUAUGCAUGAGCCAGGCGGCGGCAUCGAUGGACCCUCUGUCGGCGGCACAACGGCCGUAAAUACAAGCGGCGGCGGUUAUCGCACCAUCGUUGUGGACAAUUCAACCUAUGUGGAAGAAGAUCAGGAUCAUGCGGAGCCAUCAAAUGAUCCCGUCAAGUUUGUGUGCACUCCCAAUAUACACUCGGCCAGCUCCAGUGGCGGCACGAAACUAAUUAAUGGCGAAUUGCCAGUGAAGCGAUUACGACGAGAUCAGGUGAUCUAUGAAGUUAAGAAUGCGCCGCGCUCUUAUACAACGAUUCAGACGGGCGGCUCGCUGCCGACGCUGCAUAACACAAAGAUGCAUCAUGAUGGACAGGGCACAACACUGGGUGCUGCAUUGAGUGGGCUGGAUGCGCAGGAGAUUGCGCAUCAAUUAAAACGUUUGGCCGACAUCAAUUAUGAGACGCUGCAAUUUGAGAUCGCGCGUUUUAAAUUCAAUAAUCCGGGUUUUCAUUAUGAGCCGCCGCCAUUAUAGUCAUUGCCCAAGGCACAAGCGCAAAGCAGCAGCCGCACACAACAGCAACAGCAGCAGCUACAGCAACACCAACAAAAGCAGCAGCAACACCAACUACAACUACAGCAGAAGCAACGGGAGCAACAAAAUAAACAACGGCAGCAUCAUGAACGAACCGUCGAGUCGAAGAAGAAAUAGUUCUAGUUUUUAUUAACAAACACACUCACACCCACACAAAACAUAUUUGCUCUGUCAGUUCAAAUUUGUACAUUUUACGUGAGCUGCAGACAACAACAAACAACCAACAAACAAACAACAAACAACAAUUGAGCACUUGUGGCUACCCAGCUAUCGUAACCCUCUAAAGUAGCCAGUUUUUUAUAGUUUAAAAUUUACGUAGUUCAUAUUAAUGCAAAUCAUUUUCUAUAAUACACAGUUUCAAUUACAUACACACAAACAAACACACACGCAUAUAUAUAAUUAUAUAUAUA